CUUUUAAAAAACUUACAGGUAAAGUGGACAGCCCUUCCUCGUCUGCGCCUUUUUCCCUUAAAGAUUUAACCUUUUUUCUUGGCGGACCUUCUUCUAUAGUAGUCGAAUCCAUAUUUUUAAAAUUCAACACAAAUAAAAUCGGUUUGUUUUCUUCUUUCUGUCAUUCAAUGGCGCCAAAUUAUGAGUGACAGUUAGUAUGCAAUGAAGUUAGUCACAUGAAGUUCAUGAACCACAAAUGCAUUUAUUUAAAUAUUUUACGGUAAAUUAGACGUAUAGUGUAUUACAAAAUAAUCUUGUAUAUAACUUUCCACAUUAUUUAUAUUAAUUUUGUGUUUAUUCGGUAAUGAUUCCUGUAAAAUCAGCUGAUUGUCAAAAAAGUUGGGUUGGGUUAAAUUCUCCGAAAUGGGUUUACAUCGCGAGCACAUCAACGGAUACGACGAUUUUUGUAAAUUUUUCGAAAAAUUUGAGAGCAAAGGAAAAACCGUGCACGUUUAUUUUUCCGGAUCGAAACUGGAAAACGGGGAAAGUUGGUGCGACGACUGCAUCAGAGCGUGGCCUGUUAUUGAGGGAGUCUUGAAAAAACUCGAAGGACCCAGCCAAGAACAUGAAGAAAGUGAAACCAAGAAAAUAGAAGAACAGGUGCUGGAAACAAAAGAAGAGAAGCCAAAGGAAGCCAAGAAAACAAAAGAACAAGAAAAUAAGCCAAAGGAAGCCAAGAAAACAAAAGAACAUGAAAGUAAACCAAAGGAAACAAAAGAACCAGAAAGUAAAUUGAAGAAAAAAAAAGAACAAGAUGGGAAACCAGAGGUAGCCAUGGAAACAAAAGAACAAGAAAGUAAAACAACUGAAGAAUCAGCAGAGAAAGAAGAAAGCAAUGAAUCAUACUUCAUUUAUGUGGAAGUUGGAGAUAGACCUACUUGGAAAGAUCCAAAGUCUUCCUUUAGAACGGAUAAAAGAACAAAAGUAAUGGUUUUGCCAAGUAUAAUAAGAUGGGAAGGACACCAAAGAUUAAUUGGGGAUCAAUGUGAAAACCCAGAACUAGUAGAAAUGCUUUUCACUGAUGAAGAUGAUUAGUUUAUAAAACUUAAUUAUUCCACAUUUUUUAUAUUAAUAUAAUAAUAAUUUUCUAAUAAUAUAGUCAUAUUUUUAUAUUCAUACCCGCGGCAUUGUAAAAGAAAUAAAUAUAAAAAACAAACUUACAUUAGGUAUUAGUAGGAUUAUACUUGAAUAAAAAUUCAAAACAAAAUUUUAUUUUAUUUAAAAAAUCACCUAUAAAAAUAUACACAUUUAGUACAAACUACAUUCAUUUUACCAAUUCCCUAGAACAAAACAAUGCACGCAAAAAACAUUGGUCAAUUGGGUAAAAUAAAUAUAGCCAACAAAUUAUACAAAUUUAAUACUUUUAAUGUACAGCUUCUAUAAUAUUGGAAUGCGUUUUUUGAGAUUUAUCUUCCUCUUUGUCUGCAAUGAGAUCUUCAAUUUUGGCGUCCUCAGGUGGUAUUAUGUUGAGGGUGCUGAUUGGUUCAGUUACAUACACAGAGUAUGUGAGUUUUUUGCUUCUUAGAAGGCUGUAUGAGUUAUCAAAAGUGACGGUAUCUAAAAAAUAUGAAGAUUUCGAGAUUUCCACAACUUUGACAGCUUGUAGUUUUGUUAUUUUUGACCCAAUUUAAAAAUUAAAUAUAUCAAAAGUUAGAUAAUUUCACCCACUUUAAGAAAAUGUACACUUCUUAAUACACCCGAUACUAAUUUCUCGAGAUAAUCCACAAAAAACAAAGUCGCGUCAAUUUUAGUUCCCUUAAAAUUAACAUCAACUUUAAUCGCCUGUAGUUUUGUUAUUAUUUACCUUAUCUUAAAAAUAAUUACAUCAAAAGUUAGAUAAUUUUAUCCACUUUGGAAAAAUAUAAAUUGGAAAAUCAUUAUUAAUUAAAUAAAGGUGGAGAAUGUAGGUUAAACUUACAGGUGGCAGGUGCCUGGCACGCUAAGACACCGUUUUCUGCCAUUUGGUGCGCCGCUACUCUGCGAUGGUGGAUUGCGGGGCUCACAUUUCCAUCGGCAUCUUUCAGUGUCACUCCGAACCUAAUGUCGUGCCCUUCGCUCUUAAAGUCCCACCUACAAACAAGGUAAUUU
Messenger RNA from Brassicogethes aeneus, 2127 nucleotides. The record is from the annotation of a GenBank genome assembly. Lineage: Eukaryota; Metazoa; Arthropoda; Insecta; Coleoptera; Nitidulidae.